UGUUCAUGAAAUAACAGUUCCGAGAAACGAGAACAUUUACGAUGGACUUGCACACAUGACCUUGUGGUUGUCAGCGUCGCUCUCUGGAAGACUUUGAGCAAGAGUGCUAUAUAAGUGACUCCCGCUGGCGCUGCCUUCACACGCCUCACACCGCUGGCGCAGUCUUCACCACACGCCUCACACCGCCACAACAACAUUAUGCAUCUGACUAGCAUUGUUGGUGUGUUUGCCUGUGUGGCAACAGUGGUGGCCCAGUACUACCCCGACAACACUUACCUGUACCCCGAGAAGAGCCAAGUUACAAACAAGGGGUACCAGCAGUACCAAGCCCCGGGGGUCCUGGAGCCAGGCUACGGACAAUCCGGCUCAAACGACAGAAACGUGGCCGCCAUUCUCCAGGAAGUGGGUGACUUCUUCAAGCUGGUGGGGAAUGGUCGCUCUGACGACCCAGAACGAAACAGCCAGGUGAUGUCGGCGUUCGUGCCGUUUACCCGCAAGAUUCUGGAGGCUGCAGCUGGAGUUGAUGGCGCCAACGUCAGCAAAGAGAACCUGAAGAAGCUAAAUGAUGCCGAGGCUGUCAUGCCCUCCGUCUUCACUUUCUUAGACAGUCUGAGGAGCAUUAAUUAUGGAAACAACAAAGAUUAUCAGCAAAGUUAUGGUCAAUAAUAAACAAGAACUGUCAACUAAAGUCUAACCUUCCGUUAAUAUAAUUAUGUUUAUUGAUACAGAAAUCAUAAAAUUUAUCAGAAACUUCUAGUGGACGAUAUUUCAUGGUUAUUCACACUCGAACAAAAAAAAAAUAACUAAUUAUUAUUAGCUACA
Messenger RNA from Cherax quadricarinatus, 822 nucleotides. RefSeq lists its product as uncharacterized. The record is from RefSeq and is a predicted model, not a curated record. Lineage: Eukaryota; Metazoa; Arthropoda; Malacostraca; Decapoda; Parastacidae.